UGAUCUUCUAAACAACAUGUCUGGACUCAAUAACAUUAAGCUUUAUUACUUUGGUGAACUCAACGGAAAGACUACCUUUGGUCGUGGUGAAUACAUUCGCUUGUUUCUCAAAGAUGCAGGUGUAGACUUUGAAUACGUCAGAUGUAGUUUCGAAGAAUGGGGAGCACAAAAGCAAAAAUUGUCAGCUCAAGGCGUCCUUAAGCCAACCAUGCCCUACAUCACUAUUGAUGGCAAGUAUUAUGGUAAGACCGCACCUAUCAUGCGCUUUAUUUCCAAAAAACUUGGCAAGUAUCAGGGCAAAGACGAAGACGAAGCACAAUUGGUAGAUGCCUAUGCUGAUUCUUUGUUGGACGAUAUCUUUCGUUGGGUAGCGGCCAGUUUUGGUGGAAUUGAACAGCUAACUAAAAAAUACAACAACACUGACCGUCCUCAAUCACUUCAAAGUUACGAACAAGUCUUGGGUGGCAAUCAAGGACCUUAUUUGCUUGGUGAAGAAGUAUCCUAUGCUGAUUUCCUUCUUUAUCACUACUUGGAAGACGAUGGUUUUGUCUUUGAAGCCUCAGAUUUGAAGUCUACUCACCCUCACUUGGCUACUUUUAUCGAAGCUAUCCAAAGUAGACCCAACCUCAAGAAAUACCUUGCUACUGACAGAAAAUAAAUAAAUAAAGUUAACAAAUUAAAAUAAUCUAAUCUGGG
This is a messenger RNA of Gilbertella persicaria, 696 nucleotides long. RefSeq names its product glutathione S-transferase. Gene Ontology annotation, biological process: glutathione metabolic process. Gene Ontology annotation, molecular function: glutathione transferase activity. The transcript is spliced from 2 exons. The record is from RefSeq and is a predicted model, not a curated record. Bases 17 to 658 code for a protein of 213 amino acids. Lineage: Eukaryota; Fungi; Mucoromycota; Mucoromycetes; Mucorales; Choanephoraceae.